Messenger RNA from Bactrocera oleae (olive fruit fly), 894 nucleotides. The record is from RefSeq and is a predicted model, not a curated record. NCBI's taxonomy places the organism in Eukaryota, Metazoa, Arthropoda, Insecta, Diptera, Tephritidae.
AAUUCCAGAUAUCAAGAAUUCUUCACGUAUUACUACAAUUGUUAUUGGGGCUAAUGAACUUGGAGACUUUAAGAGAAAUUUUAAUAAUUUAUUAAGUGGAUCACUCGCUGGACCAGUAUUGACAACAGUAAUAAAAACCAAAUCUGUAUUGAAAGAUAAUAAAUGGAUAACAGCUACGGAGAAGAACUAUAUAUAUUAUCGCGAUCAAACGAAGCGACCGGAAAUUUCAAAAACUUAUAACACAACAACUUACACCAAUAGCCAACAAUUUGGUAGUGAAGAAGGCAAAGAGAAAACGAUGAACUUCGAAACCGACGCAUAUAAUCUAAAUUAUGCACCUGCCGCACAUCGUAGUGUUGAUGAUAGCUUUUUACCCAGUAGUUGUGCCGAGAUUAUGAAGCAAAAUAUUGGCGCUACUAAUGGUGUACAUUCUAUAUACGUUUUGGGUUAUGGACCAACCGAAGUAUACUGCUUUGCAGAUCCUGUGGGUUCGGGUUGUGCAUGGACUGUCUUUAUGCGUCGCAUAAAUACUGGUGAUUCAUUUGAUAAAAAUUUUGCGGAAUACAAAUUUGGUUUCGGCGAGCCAAAUGAAAGUUUCUUUCUUGGACUCGAUCGUAUAUAUGCGCAAACAACCGAAACAAAACAAGAAUUGGGUAUAUUUACGAAAUUUGAAACAAACGAUAUCGAAGUGGAAAAAUAUGCAUACUUUGUAUUGGGCAAUGAAGAAACGGGCUAUAGAGUGGAGGAGUUGGGCGCAUUUUCGAGAACAUCUGCUAUAAGUCGUCUAAUGCGAUUUUCGAAAUUCUCUACACGAGAUAUGGGUAACGGCUUUCAGUAUGAUAAAUGUGCACAGGUGCUCGGUAUGGGCUGGUGGUAUUCGGAGAGAUGUAAGAG